Molecule: messenger RNA, 16179 nt
Organism: Danio rerio (zebrafish)
Lineage: Eukaryota; Metazoa; Chordata; Actinopteri; Cypriniformes; Danionidae
Source: RefSeq, a predicted model, not a curated record
AUGGCGCUUUCAGGUACCUCCACGCACCUCGUUCUGCUCGUGUUCUGGACUUUAUCGCGCUGUUCUGUCUCCAGUCAAGUUCGGCAGGAGUUUGAGGUUCUUGAGGAGCAGCCGGUGGGCACCUAUGUGGGCACCAUCGAGACCAAACCCGCCUUCACGUACAGAUUCAGCGAGCAGCACAAACUUUUUUCCAUCAACGCGACGACGGGCGUCAUCUACACGUCCUCCGUGAUCGAUCGGGAAGUUCUGCCCGGGAACAUCAUCAAUGUGGUGGUGCUGUCCAGCCAGCCGACUUACCCGACUGAAGUGCGCAUCGUGGUGCUGGAUAUCAAUGAUAACGCGCCCGUGUUUCCCGACGCGUCGAUAGUGGUGUCGUUUAAAGAGGACGCGAGCAGCGGGCGGCAGGUCAUUCUGGACACCGCCACCGACGCGGACAUCGGUAGCAACGGAGUGGAUCACACCACAUACCGGAUCAUCAGCGGGAACGACCAGCGGAAAUUCCGCCUGGACAUCACCGUCAACCCGAGCGGAGAGGGCGCGUUUUUACACCUAGUCUCCACUGGAGGGCUGGACAGAGAAACGACUCCAUUCUACCAGCUGCUUAUUCAAGUGGAAGAUAAAGGAGAGCCCAAAAAGUUUGGCUAUCUUCAAGUAAACGUCACUAUUCAGGAUAUAAACGACAACCCUCCCUCUUUUGACCAUGAGCAGUAUCAGACUAGUGUGUUUGAGGAUGCUGCCGUCGGCUCUAGUGUGCUGCAGAUUGCAGCCAGUGAUCUGGAUGAAGGUGCAAACGCUGAAAUAACCUAUCUUUUAGAUGAGGGGACUCCUUUUCAGAUUGACCCCAAGGCUGGGACUGUUGUUAUAAAGGAGGGGUUGGAUUACGAGACUAAAAGGGAGUAUUCUCUCACCAUCCACGCUGUGGAUAACGGCGUCCCUUCACUUUACACUAGAACUGAAGCUACUGUUAAAUUGCUCGAUGUUAACGAUAAUGACCCCGUUGUUAAAUUUCGAUACUUUCCUACGACUUCCAAAUUCGCGUCAGUGGAUGAAAACGCCCAGGUGGGCACUGUUGUAGCACUGUUGACUGUUUCUGAUUCAGACUCGUCCACCGCCAACGGCAACAUCUCAGUUUCUAUACUUGGCGGAAACGAGCAAAGACACUUUGACGUGCACAGUUCGCCCGUCCCCAAUUUGAGUCUGAUCAAAGUGGCCAGCGUGCUAGACCGAGAGCGCAUUUCAUCCUACAACCUCACUGUUUCAGUGUCAGAUAACGGCAAGCCCUUGGCCCGCUCGUCUUUCGCUAGUCUGGUUAUAUUUGUGAAUGAUAUUAACGACCAUCCGCCCAUAUUUCAGGAAGCCGUGUAUAGAGUAGACAUCAGCGAGGACAUUCCUAAAGGCAGCUACAUUAAAGGGGUUUCAGCCACAGAUGGAGACUCCGGGCAGAACGCCAACCUGCGCUACUCGCUGGUGUCUGGAAACAGUUUGGGCUGGUUCGCCAUCAGCGAGAACAGCGGUUUGGUUACCAGCGCUGCAGAGCUCAAUAGGGAAACAGCCUCUGAAAUAGUGCUCAAUAUCAGUGCCAAGGACCAAGGCCUGCAGCCUAAAAUAUCCUACACUAAAUUGAUAGUCAACAUCACAGACGUUAACGACCAGGUACCUACUUUCACACAAAACACAUAUCACGUUUCCAUAACGGAGCAUUCCCCUGCGGGAUCCGAGCUUGUCGUGCUCUCCGCCACUGAUUCAGAUCUCGGCCCUAAUGGUACGAUCCGCUUCUCAUUUGAUUCAGAAACUCCUGUGAGCGAUCAGAAUAAAUUCAGACUAGAUUCCACAUCAGGACGUUUGAGUACGUCCACAGAGUUAGACAGAGAGGAAGAAAGCUCAUAUCUGCUCUACAUUAGAGCCACAGAUUCAGGCGCCCCCCCUCUGCACUCCGUCUGCAAGGUGAAUAUCACUCUUAAGGAUGUUAACGAUAACAGUCCGGUGUUUUACCCCAUGCAGUAUUUCGCUAACAUUAAAGAAAACGAGCCCUCCGGCUCAUCUGUGACAACGGUAACCGCUUCAGAUCCAGACCUAGGCCGCAACGGCACUGUUAAAUACGCUAUCACCGCUGGCGAUUCCUCUAAGUUUCACAUUAGCAGCACUUCUGGUAAAGUUACGACGUUAGUGGCGCUGGAUAGAGAAGAGAAAACCGCGUAUCAGCUGCAGGUCACUGCGACAGAUGGCGGCGGCUUGCGCUCACACACCCCGGCUAUAGUCACCGUCACUGUGGUAGACACGCAAGACAACCCGCUGGUGUUCGGUCAGAAAGACUACAGCUUUGUUAUGUUUGAGAACGUGCCCGUGGGCACUAUUAUCGGCACCGUGUCGGCCACCACAGUGGAUCUGCACACAAAUAUCACUUAUUUAAUUGCAUCCGGCGAUCAGCGCAGUUUGUUUGGCAUUAAAGCAGGCCAGAUUACAGCGUUAGGGCUGAUAGACAGAGAAGAGCAGGCUUUCUAUCAGCUCAGGGUGAUCGCUAGGGCCGGGGAGGUCACAGGGGAAACUUUAGUGAACAUUACAGUCAAGGAUUUGAACGAUAACGCGCCUAACUUCAUGCAUAGCGUCGAGCAUGUUAGUGCUGUUGAAAACUGGGCUACAGGUCAUCACAUAUUCCAAGCUAAAGCUUCAGAUCCUGAUGAGGCGACCAAUGGGAUGAUUGUAUACAGUCUCAAGCAAAACCCUAAAGGCUUGUUUCACAUCCACGAGAAGCAUGGCUUAAUCUCUCUCACCGGCCCUCUUGAAGUCACCACGAGUUCAUAUCAGCUGGAGGUCGUGGCUUCUGACCUGGGCGUCCCUCAGCGCACGUCAAGCCUAUUCCUCACUAUUAGUGUGUACGACGUUAACGAUAACGCUCCAGUCUUCGACCAGCUCUCGUAUGAGGUCACCAUUCUCGAAUCAGAACCCGUCAAUAGUCGAUUUUUCAGAGUUGAGGCUACUGAUAAAGACUCUGGCGUCAAUGGGGAAAUCGUGUAUGAUAUCAUUAGCGGGAACACGCGUGAUGUUUUCGGGAUUUUCCCUGACGGGCAGUUGUAUAUAAAGGCAGAUCUGGAUAGAGAGGUGCAAGAUCGCUAUAGUUUAUUAGUGGUGGCUAAAGACAGAGCGGUCGAGUCUCUGAGCGCUAGUGUUAACGUGAGCAUCCUCCUGGAUGACAUCAAUGACAACCGUCCGCUCUUUAACAGCACUAACUAUGUGUUUCACUUCGAGGAAGAGCAGGAGCGAGGCGCUCUAGUUGGACGGGUGUUCGCUGAGGAUAAAGACUUCGGGCCUAACAGUGAAGUGCGGUAUUCCUUUGAAACGCCGCAGUCGAAUUUUGAGCUCAACGCAAUCACUGGCGUAUUAACAAGCACUCUACAGUUAGACCGAGAGUCUUUAAUGAGGCAGAGAGGCGCCGCGGUGUUCAGCUUUACAGUGCUGUCCUCAGAUCAGGGUCUUCCCAAACCCCUCAAAGACCAGGCCAAAGUGCAGGUGUACAUACAGGACAUCAACGACAACCCGCCCAAGUUCACUAAGGACAUUUACCAGGCCUCGAUUGCAGAAUCCGCCCAGAACAUGACACAGCUGCUCCGAGUGUCCGCCUCAGAUGUGGACGAAAACAAAAACGGCCUCGUCCACUAUGACAUCACCGAGGGGAAUGAGGAGAAGCAGUUUAGCAUCGACAGCAAUUCCGGUCAAGUUACUCUAGUGGGGAAACUAGACUACGAAACAACACCCUCUUACUCCCUCAAAAUCAUCGCAGAGGAUUCUGGGAGCGUCCCUCUGUCUUCAACCUGCGUGCUGAGCAUCAGCGUUCUGGAUGAUAACGAUAACUCUCCGUCAUUCCCCAAAUCUACACUCUCAGUGGAUGUGCUGGAGAAUAUGAGGAUCGGGGAGCUGGUCGCCUCUGUGACCGCCACCGAUUCCGACUCCGGAUCCAAUGCUGAUAUCACAUACAGCAUCUCCGCCACUAAUAACCACGGCACAUUCAGCAUCAGCCCCAACACCGGCAGCAUUUUCCUCGUCAAGAAGCUCGAUUACGAAACCCAGUCUCUUUACAAACUCAACGUCACAGCUAAAGACAGCGGGAGGCCGUCCAGAUCCUCUUCAAUCCCGGUUAUCAUUCAUGUACGAGAUUUUAACGACAACCCUCCUGUUUUUACACCAGGAGACAUUUUUAAAUCGAUCCCCGAAAACCUCCCGAUCUCCACUUCUGUGAUGUCCAUAACAGCUCACGACACCGACGCGGAUAUAAACGGACUGCUGGAGUACUCUAUUGCGCUGCAGACCCCUCGGGGUGGACAUUUCCGCAUUGAUUCGGUGUCUGGAGUGAUAUACACUAAUAAAGACAUCGACAGAGAGUUCUCAAACCUCUUCGAGCUCACGAUCAAAGCAACCGAUCAAGCCGUGCCUGCAGAGUUUCGUCGUUUUGCUCUUAAAAACGUCACGAUAUGGGUGACGGACCAAAAUGACAACAUCCCCACGUUUAUCUCGCAGAACGCUCUAGUUGCUGAAUCUAACAUCGUGAUUGGGUCAAUUCUGACCACCGUGUUGGCGUUUGAUCCUGAUGAGGGUGCGAAUGGGGAGGUGGAGUACGAACUGGUGAGAGGAGAUUCAGACACGUUUAUUAUGGAUCGGUACAGUGGGGAUAUUAGACUCGCGUCUCAGCUAAUUCCCUCAAAACUCAUCUAUAGCUUGAUGGUUUCUGCUACAGAUCACGGCACUGACCGAAAAUCCUCGAGGACUGAGCUAACUAUUAUUCUCCAGGGUACCGACGGUCCAGUUUUCUCCCAGCCCAAAUACAUCACCAUACUGAAGGAGGGCCAGCCAGCAGGAACAAACGUCAUCUCUCUGGAUGCCUCGAGCCCACGUGGCGCCGGCACCAAGGUGGAGUAUUUCAUUGUCUCAGUCCGAAGUGGAGGAAAGGCCGCUGGACGGCUUUUCACAAUCGGACGCCAUUCAGGAGUGAUCCAAACGGCUGCCGAACUGGACCGGGAGCAAGGCUCGGAUUUGUACCUCCUAGACGUGUACGCCAUUGAAACAGACGCCAAACAGCCCAGAACGCAGCAUGCAGAGGGUGCAAACGCUCUGGUGACCUACGCCAUCAUCAGCGGUGCGGACGAUAGUUUCCGCAUCGAUCCAGAAUCCGGUGAACUUAGCGCCACCAGGCGUCUGGACCGCGAGCGCCGGUCGAAGUAUUCUCUGCUGGUGCGGGCGGACGACGGGCAGCAGUCCUCCGACAUCUGGGUCAACAUUACCGUCAGUGACAUCAACGACCACACGCCCACUUUCAGCCGCUCCGUCUACUCAUUCGACAUCCCAGAGGACAUGAGUCCAGGCUCGAUUGUGGCAGCGAUUCUGGCCAGUGAUGGUGACUCUGGUGUGAAUGGCGAGAUCACGUACUCAGUGGAGGAGGAUGAUGAGGACUCCACCUUCCUCCUGAACCCCAUCACCGGUGUGUUCAAUGUGACGCGAGCGCUGGACUUCGAGACGCAGCCGUUCUUCAUCCUGACGGUGCGGGCUGCGGAUGGUGGCGGCCGCUCCAGCUCGGUGCGGGUCUACUUUAAUCUGCUGGACGUCAAUGACCAUCCACCGCUCUUCAACAGCUCCGUCUACACCACAUCCAUCCUGGAGAGUCUGAGUGCUGGAGCCUCUGUCCUCACUGUGAGCGCAGCGGACCGAGACCACGGGCCGAACGCUGAUCUGCAUUACUCUAUAGCCUCCGGCGACCCUCAAUCUCAGUUCAGCAUCACGAACACCGGCGUUUUACACACAACGAAGACUCUGGAUCGAGAAACACAGUCAUUUUAUAACCUGGUGAUCACAGUAAAUGACCUGGCACUGCCACCCUCCACCCGCUUCACCAGCACCGCCCAGAUCUCCAUCAUCCUGCUGGACGUCAAUGACUGCGCCCCCGUCUUUACCUCCCCGAGAACGGCCUACAUCCAGGAGAACACGCCGGUGGACAUGCGUGUGUUUACUGCGCAGGCCAGCGAUGCUGACAGCGGACCCAACAGCUAUGUGGAGUAUUCCCUGAGCGGGGCGUUCGGGAGUAAAUUCGGGAUUGGGAUGAUCGACGGAGGAGUGACGCUGCUGGGAGAACUGGACCGGGAGGAGAUGGAGAACUACACGCUCACUAUCGUGGCCACCGAUAAAGGAGAUCCGCCGCUGUCGUCCAGCAUGGAGGUCAUCAUGAUGGUUUUAGAUGUAAACGAUAACACGCCGAGCUUCUCUCAGAACAUCUACGACAUCGAAAUCCAGGAGAACACGCUCACCGGCACCGACAUCCUGCAGGUGUUCGCCAGCGACGCCGAUGAGGGAACCAACGGUCAGAUCCGCUUCUCCAUCACCGGUGGGAACCUGAACUCUGACUUCCGCAUGGACUCUGUGACGGGGGUGAUCUCUGUGGCCAAGCUGCUGGACCGGGAGAGCAGAUCCUCGUACUCUCUGCAGGUGCAGGCUGCGGAUCGCGGCAGCAGUCCUCGUGUGGACCGAGCCACCGUUAACAUCGUGCUGUUGGAUGUGAACGACUGCGCUCCGGUGUUCGAGCUCUCGCCGUACACCAUCAGCGUCCAGGAGAACCUCGGAAACCUGCCCAAGAACAUCCUACAGGUUGUGGCUCGUGAUGAUGAUCUGGGCACAAACGGUCAGAUCAGCUACAGUCUGUCCAGCGGGAACGACGCCGGAGCCUUCAGUCUGUCAGCCAGCGGGCAGCUCAACCUGAUACACACCCUGGACCGGGAGACGCAGGACACACACACACUGAUCAUCACUGCACACGAUGCAGGUCUGCCAUCUCUCAGCGGUUCGGGAACCGUGACAGUGCUUGUCGGUGAUGUGAAUGAUAAUAUCCCAUCAUUCAGCUCGAUGUCUUUCCACACCACCAUUCCUGAAGAUGCACCGACUGGCACAGACGUCUUGUUGCUCAACAGCUCCGAUUCAGACGUGGGACUCAAUGGAGUGAUCAGCUACAGUCUGAGUGGUGGAGAUGGUCAGUUCUCCAUUAACCCGUCCACAGGACUGAUCAUUACAAGCUCCUUGUUGGAUCGAGAGACACGAGCGAGUUACCAGCUGCUGGUAGUGGCAUCAGACGGAGGGCAGCCCACGCCACUAUCCAGCUCUGCUACAGUGUCCGUGGUGGUGGCAGAUAUCAACGAUAACCCUCCGCGGUUUCACCAUCAUCCAUACGUCACACACAUACCUGCCUCUACUUCCACAGGCUCACUCGUCUUUGCGGUCACGGUAACAGAUGAAGAUUCUGGAUCAAAUUCCCAACUUCACUAUUCCCUCACCGGACGCAAUUCAGAAAAGUUCAAGAUAGACCCAAUCAGAGGUGCCAUCACUGCCAGUGAAAAACUCACAGGGAGUUCAGAGGUCACUUUCACGGUCCAUGUAAAAGAUGGAGGGACCAAUCCUAAAACAGACAGCACAACGGUUACAGUUCGCUUCGUUACUGGAGGAGACUUCCCACAUAUUAAACUCAAGGACAAAGCCUUCACCUUCCCAGAAAACCAACCCACAAACACCAUUGUGACUAAGGUGACUGGGUCCUCACCUAGGGCAGGUCCUUUGUCGUAUUACAUAGCAAGUGGAAACCUGGACAAUGCCUUCCACAUAGAUCAACUUUCAGGGGAGCUGUCUAUCAGAAAACCUCUGGACUAUGAGAAUAUUGAGAAGUACGUUUUGUGGAUUGAGGCUCGAGAUCAAGGAUUCCCUCCUUAUUCCGCAUAUGAAAAAGUAGAGAUCGCAGUGUUGGAUGUUAACGAUAACCACCCUGUUUUUGAGCAAGAGCCAUUCCAUGCUGAGAUUUUAGAAAAUCUCUCACCUCAACGUGUGCUUGUAGUCUCCGCUUUAGACCAGGAUAGCGGACCAAAUGGGCAGCUGGAAUAUGCCAUAAUUGAUGGAAACAAAGAAAACAGUUUUAACAUCAACCGGGCAACUGGGGAAAUCCGCACAACACGACCACUGGAUCGAGAAAAGGUUGCUCAGUAUUCCUUGAGAGUGAAGGCAACAGAUAGAGGCAUGCCUCCGAAAAGUACAGCAGUCAAAGUCUUAAUCAGUGUGUUGGAUGUUAAUGAUAACGCUCCCAGAUUCUCAAAAAUCUUCAGCGCCACUGUACCUGAAAACGCACCAGUGGGAUUCACUGUCACCCGAGUGACCACCACGGAUGAGGAUGCAGGUGCUAAUGCUAUAAGCCGAUACUCCAUCACUGACGCAAGUCUUCCCUUCAUCAUCCACCCCAGCACAGGAGACAUCACGAUCAGUAGACCUCUGAACAGAGAAGACACAGACCACUACAUUGCCAAAGUCUCAGCACACGAUUCAGGGUGGACUGUUAGCACAGAUGUCACGAUAUUUGUAACAGAUAUUAACGAUAACGCCCCAAGAUUUAGCAAGCCAUCAUAUUAUUUAGACUACCCUGAGCUAACUGAGAUUGGCUCCAUUGUGACACAAGUCUCCGCAACAGAUCCUGACGAGGGAUUCAAUGGGAAAAUAUUUUACUUUAUCAGAUCUCAAACGGAGUACUUCCGAAUCAACUCCAGUUCUGGUGAGAUCUUCAUUAAACAGCAGCUGAGGUAUCAAAACUCUAGUGGCCACAACAACAUCAAUGUAAACCGGCAUAGUUUCAUUGUCACUGCUUCAGACCGAGGCAUCAAGCCGCUCAUGAGCGAAACCACAGUUAUGAUCAACGUAGUUGAUAGCAAUGAUAACCCACCCACAUUCGAAUCUCCUUCAUACUUCACUCCUGUUACUAAAAGUGUGAAGGUCGGUACCAGACUUCUCAAAGUAACAGCCUACGAUAAGAAGGACUUUGGGCUCAACUCUGAAAUAGAGUAUGCGAUAUCUGGAGGUAACAGUUCCAACAAGUUCCGCUUGGAUAAACAAACUGGAUCAGUUACAGUAGCCUCCUCCCUCGCUGCAGACACAAAUAAAGUUUACCUGCUUGAAAUAACGGCGAGUGACAAAGGGAACCCUCCUCUCUCUGAUAGGACAACAGUGAAAAUAGCUGUGACAGAAGAGAACCAUCAUACUCCUGAGUUUUCACAGAACCAAGUAACCGUCACGGUGUCUGAAGCUCUGACUGUCGGCACAGCAAUCCGUACACUUUCAGCUCGAGAUAAAGACAAGGACAAACAAAUGAAUGGCCUUAUCACGUACAACAUCUCAUCAGGUAAUGACGAUGGCUUGUUUUCAGUUCACAGUCAAACUGGUGUUUUAUCCCUAGCAAAGACACUGGAUUACGAAACAAAACAGAAGCAUGAACUCAGAGUGUCUGCAACAGACGGAGGGUGGAUCGCCAAGACAAGCUAUGUCACAGUUAACAUCCAGGUCACUGAUGUAAAUGAUAACCCCCCUGUGUUUGACCCAGUUGAAUACUUCCCAGUCGUUCAGGAGAAUGUCCCCAGUGGCACUACUGUGGUUAAAAUGAAUGCAACUGAUAAAGACUCGGGUUCAAACGCCCUGAUGGCAUACGUGAUUCAGUCCUCAGACAGUGACUUGUUCAUAAUUGACCCCAAUACAGGAAUCAUCACUACACAAGGUUUCCUGGACUAUGAAGCUAAACAGGUGUACCACCUGACUGUCAAAGCCUUUAACGUACCAGAUGAAGAAAGAUGCAGCUUUGCAUAUGUUAACAUUCAGCUGAAAGGUGCUAAUGAGUACGUCCCGCGUUUUGUGUCAAAGCAGUACUACUUUGAGAUCUCAGAGGCAGCGCCUAAAGGCACAGUUGUUGGGGAGGUGUUUGCUAGCGACAGAGACUUGGGAGAAGAUGGUGUAGUGUAUUACCUGAUUUUUGGGAGAAGCAGAAAAAGGGGGUUCAGCAUUAAUAAGAAAACAGGCCAGAUCUACGUCUCAGGAUCACUUGAUCGCGAAAAAGAAGAGAAGAUUUCCCUGAAAGUCUUAGCUAAGAACGCAGGCAGCAUAAGGGGGGCAGAUAUUGAUGAGGUGCUUGUGAACAUUACAGUUCUGGACGCCAACGAUCCUCCGGUAUUCACCCAGGAACUCUAUGACGUUCAGGUGAAUGAGGGUCUGUCUCCUGGUGGCCUGGUUACAUUUGUUAGUGCUGAGGAUUCAGAUUCUGUACCUAGCUGGAGCAGAUUCACCUAUGCCAUCGCUGCCAACCAUGAAAGAAAUACCUUCACCAUCAACCCCCAGACAGGACAGGUGUCUGUUGCAUCAGAACUGGACCGGGAAACUGUCCCCGUGUAUAACCUCACCAUCCUGGCAGUCGACUCAGGUUCUCCAGCUGCCACUGGUAGUGCCAUUUUAAUUGUGACCCUUGAAGAUAUUAACGAUAACGGACCGACUUUGGUGACUACAUAUGGGGAGGUGAUGGAGAACCAGAGGGCAGGAACACCUGUGAUGACACUCAGUUCAAGAGAUCCAGAUCUUGCACCAAAUCAAGGCCCAUUCACAUACAGUCUCGUCAGCACAGGGGCAGCAUCCAGCUACUUCACCAUCAGUCCAACUGGGGAGCUCACCACCAGCCGGGAGGUCGACCGAGAGCAGAUAAGCGAUUUCUACCUCUCUGUGCUCAUCAAAGACUCAGGAAUUCCUCAGAUGUCCUCAACAGGAACUGUCCACAUCAAAGUCAAUGAUCAGAAUGAUAAUCCCUCGGAGUCUCGCUCUGUGGAGAUCUAUGUCCAUUAUUUUGGAAAUAUGUUCCCUGGAGGAUCCCUGGGGGUGGUGAAGCCACAGGAUCCGGAUAUCCAAGACACGUUUCAGUGUUCUCUGACUCCGCCAGCGGCUCUCCUCUUCAGCAUUCCCACCGGAACCUGUGACCUCAUCUCUAACAGUCGCUCCACAGAUGGAACGUUUGAUUUAUCAGUGCGUAGCAACGAUGGCGUCCACAGUGCUGUCAACAGCCAUGUGCGUGUUUUCUUCAUUGGGUUUAACAAUGCCACAGUGGACAACAGCAUCCUGAUACGUGUCACCACCAAAAGCGCAAGUGACUUCCUUUCCAAUCACUACCUCAGUUUCUUGCGCAUCGCCAAUUCACAGUUAGCCGGUCUAGGCACUGGAGUCCAGAUCUAUGGGGUGUUUGAACUUAACAACAGUACUUUUUUAACAGCUGCAGUCAAGAGAGGUCACAGCCAGUACGUCAAUCCAAGUGGAGUAGCAACAUUCUUCCAGAGCAUUAAAGAGGUUCUGCACAGACAAAGUGGAGUUAAGAUUGACUCCGUGGACCAUGAUCCCUGCUCCCACAAUCCAUGUCAAAAUGGGGGCAGCUGCAAGAGGCGGCUGGGUGUUGGCCCAGAAAUGAAGACUGAGGAGAGUGUCCCGGUUAUCCUCGUCUCAAAUCAGCCCCUACAGCCGUACGCCUGUAACUGCAGGCCAGGGUAUGCCGGUGCCCUUUGUGAAACGGAUAUCGAUGAGUGCCAGCCGACACCUUGCCACAAUGGUGGAACUUGCCACAACUUGGUGGGAGGAUUCUCAUGCACGUGCCCAGACGGUUUCACUGGGAUGGCUUGUGAGAGGGACGUCAACGAGUGCCUUUCGAACCCAUGCCAGAAUGGGGCACUAUGCCAGAAUUACCCCGGAGGCUUUAACUGCCUGUGCAAGUCUGGAUUUGCAGGGAAAGCCUGUGACUCCGUCAUCAAUUACUGUGAGUGUAACCCCUGUUUUAAUGGGGGUUCCUGCCAGAACCGUGUGGAAGGCUAUUACUGUCACUGUCCUUUUGGUGUGUUUGGAAAGCACUGUGAACUCAACAGUUACGGAUUUGAGGAGCUCUCCUACAUGGAGUUUCCCAGCCUCGACCCCAACAACAACUACAUCUAUAUCAAGUUCGCCACACUGAAGGAAAACGCCUUGCUCAUGUACAAUCACGAUAAUCAAACCGGGGACAAGGCGGAGUUUCUGGCCCUGGAGAUCUUGGAAGGCAGAAUGAGGUUCUCGUUUAACUUGGGAAGCGGUGCCUACAAGCUCAUGACGAGCAUCCGGGUCUCGGACGGCCAGUUCCACACGGUCAUCGCCAGAAGGGCAGGAAUGGCGGCGUCUCUUACCAUUGAUCUGUGUGGAGAGGAGCAGGAACCGGGAUACUGCGCUGUCAGCAAUGUGGCUGUUCAUACUGACUGGAUUCUGGAUGUCCAGCCGAACCGUCUGUCGGUCGGAGGUGUUCGCUCUAUUGAAGCGCUCCUGCACCGCAGCGGUCAGGUUUCCACACAUGAUUUCGUGGGAUGCAUCAUGGAGUUCGCAGUCAAUGGACGACCACUGGAACCAUCGCAAGCUCUGGCUUCACACGGCAUCCAGGACAGAUGCCCCCGUCUGGAGGCCGCGUGUGUCUCUGAGCCCUGCAGACAUGGAGGGACCUGUCUGGACAUGUGGUCGUGGCAGCAGUGCCAGUGCACAGACGGAUUCACCGGACCCACCUGCGAGAAAUACAUCAGCGCAGACACGGCUCUGUCUCUGGACGGCUCUGGACGGCUGGAUUACGCUUUGAGUCAGAGCCGUAAGAGGGAUGUGCUGCUGGAGCGAGCGCUGCAGGGUCCCGGCCGGAGCGUCCUGCAGCACAGCAGUCUGGAGCUCAAGUUUCGCACCCGCAGCGCAUCGGGGACACUGCUGCACGCGCAGGAGAGCUACAACUACACCACACUGCGGCUGAAGGGUGGCCUGCUGCAGUAUGUGUCUGACGCGGGAGUCGCAGGUAAAGUGGAGCGCACGGUUUCGGACGUUCUGCUGUCGGACGGUCAGUGGCACACACUGCUGCUGCAGAGGAACGGCUCCUCCACCGUCCUGCGCAUCGACCGCUCCAGCUCCAAGCUCAUUCUGCACAACACACAGGAUUUCGGGGGAAUCGACGUACACACACUGUCUCUGGGCGGCGUCCCGGUGCGGGCGACCCAGCAGAAGACCAGCCCGGGUUUUGAUGGGUGUUAUGCCUAUGUGAAGUAUAACGGAGAGAUGCUGCCCUUCAGUGGUGAACACAGGACCGUCUCCAUCUCCAAAACGGACCCAUCUGUGAAAAUCGGCUGCCGUGGCCCAAACCUGUGCGAGAGCAGUCCAUGCUGGGACGGGCUGAUGUGUGUGAACCAGUGGUACACCUACCAGUGUGUCCCGCCGGGAGACUGCACCUCAAACCCCUGCCAGCACGGUGGGAGUUGUGUUCCUGGCGUCCGCGGAGGCUUCAGCUGCGUGUGUGAGGAGUUUUACACCGGAAGGGUGUGCGAAAGCCUGGUUGCCUGUCUGGGGGUCCGAUGUCCGCAGGGAACCGACUGCAAACUGGGAGCCAACGGCGGGUUCACAUGCAGUCCCAGUGCCACAUCUGAAGAGAUGGUUCUGCCAAUCUGGGCGGUUCCUGCAAUCGUGGGCAGCUGCGCAACAGUCCUAGCUCUGGUGGUGUUGAGUCUCAUACUGUGCAACCACUGCAAGGGCAAGCGCAAGAAAACCAAAGUGCCAAAAGAGGAGAAGAAAACCAAGGAGAAGAAGAAGAAGAAGAAAAAGAAAGGUAGCGAGAAUGUGGCGUUUGAUGAUCCUGAUAACAUUCCACCCUACGGAGAUGACAUGACUGUUCGGAAGCAGCCCGAGGGAAACCCCAAACCUGAUAUUAUCGAGCGGGAGAACCCGUAUUUGAUCUAUGACGAAACGGACAUUCCUCACAACAACGAGACCAUUCCCAGUGCUCCCUGUGCUCCGUGUGCUCCGGAUGCAGAUAUGGAGCACUAUGAUAUCGACAACGCCAGCAGCAUCGCUCCAUCAGACGCCGACAUCAUCCAGCACUACAAACACUACCGCAGCCACACACCCAAGUUCUCCAUCCAGCGCCACAGUCCGCUGGGAUUUGCUCGGCAGUCCCCGCUUCCACUCGGUGCAACCAGUUACACCUAUCAACCCACAUACACCCCCGGCCUACGCUCCACCCCGCUCAGCCAUUCAGCCUGCCCGACACCUAAUCCCCUGUCCCGCCACAGCCCUGCGCCCUUCACCAAACCAUCCUCCUUCUACCGAAACACUCCGACUCGUGAACUCAACCUGGCACGCCGUGAAGGAAGUCCUCUGGAUUUCCACAGCGACCCAUGCCAGCCAGGUAUGUUCAACUAUGCCACACGUUUAGGUCGGCGCAGCAAGAGUCCUCAAACGAUGGGAUCUCGUCCUGGAAGUCGCCUUAAGCAACCAAUCGAGCAAAUCCCACUGGAAAGUGGCCCUCCUGUUGGGUUAUCAAUAGAAGAGGUGGAGCGCCUAAACACUCCACGUCCCAGAAACCCCAGCAUAUGCAGUGCCGAUCACGGACGCUCGUCGUCUGAAGAAGACUGCCGGCGUCCUCUAUCCCGUGUCCGAAACCCAGCAGACGGCAUCCCGGCUCCGGAAUCAUCCUCUGAAAGUGACUCCCAUGACUCCUUUACUUGCUCGGAGAUGGAGUACGAUCGGGAGAAACCGGUGUCCUAUAGUUCUCGAAUGCCUAAGCUCUCGCAGGUUAACGAAUCUGAUGCUGAUGAUGAAGAUCAUGGAGGAAGAAUGCGGCAGCGGAGAUACUCGAGUCGGCGAGCUGAGGGCGGACCGGCUAGUGGACACAACACCAUGUCGGAGUACCAGCACCACACUUUACCACACAAACUGGGCCAAGGGUCCAACAACUUCAACUGGGACAACCUGCUGAACUGGGGUCCGGGGUUCACCCACUACGUUGAUGUUUUUAAAGACUUAGCACUGCUGCCGGAAAACUCUGCUGCUAAAGAAAUCGAAAUGAAGAGCGGCGACGGCUCCAUCACUAUCCUGAAUGAAGGCGAAGCCGAGCAAUACGUAUGAGACGAGUGGAGAAAGGCAUCACAGAUUUCAGAUAAUAAGACGAACUUAAAUGCAGCAAGGCAGAGCACUGAUUUAAAAGAGACGAGCAUCGGACACUCUUCACAAUAGUGCAAUACUGAAACACACAAGGGGUUGCGUAUGUUUUCGUUUCGCUGUUAAGUUCUGUGUGACUAGUCAUGCAAAGGUGCAUCUUGUUGUAAUUGCAUGCCAUAAUCUUUAUGUACAGUGUUGGCCAAUUGUGUUUGUAAUUUACUAAGAGAAUCGAAGACAAGCAAUGGUUUGCGUGAUCGGAUUCAUAUCCGUCUUGGAGGCAUCACAUAGCUAUCAAUCAGAAAAAGAGUGUACACACCCCCGCUUAAUCACUUUCAUGCAGAAAAGUCGCUGGCACUUAAAAAUCUCAAGUUUCUGCAGACUUUAAUUUUAAUUUGAUGAUCUAUUUCCAACUUAAAUGGAAUAUCAAGUGGGGGCGGGGUUUAUUUUUAGCCCCGCCUUUCAUCUGUCAGUCCCAGAUCACAUCAUGAAUUCAUUUAACAUUGAUCACAGAUGCUGAGAGUCUAAACAGUGAACCAAUAGUCGUCCAACUCCUACUACACACACACACAACGUCUGGAAGUGGAAGCAGCAUGGAGAGCUGCAAAAACACACAUGAAGUGAAUGAGUUUGGUCUGUUCUGGCUGAAAUCAGAGUUCGGAAAUAAAGUUAGGGGUCAGCGUGACCCUCCUGGACUCUGGGCUCAAUCCAUCUGGCUGAUUUUCCCGUGUGUUACAGCUUUGACCUCUAGGAAACACUUCCAUGAGCUCGGUGUGAAGCUGUGUUUGGCUCCGGUUCUUCAUGCUCCGGCCAAAAGAGAAAGACAACGUCCGCCAAGAACGGGUGUUUCUCAUCCUGAAUAACUAGCUGCCGUCUAAAACAACAAAAGCUCCAGAUAUGAGAUUAAUCAGACCUCUGCCUUCUGGAUAUUUGAGGAUUUACGUUUGGAAGCACGCGUGGACACUGUGACUUUGAACGGUUGUUUUUAUUGCAGGUUUUAUACAAACACGCUCGGCCUGCUACUACGAACAAACUAUGAACUCGUGUACAUUUUCUUUUGUAUUAAUGAGGAAGCUCUUUGGAAUUCGAUGUUCUCUGUUGUUUUAUUUUUGCUCGAUGUUUUUAAAAGUGUACUGUUUCUACUUGUUCUUUUUUUGUUUUUGUUUGUUUUUUACUGUUUAUUAACUUAAAGGUCCAUCUGCGUUUUUAUGGAUAUUUUUCAUAUGCUGGAAAUGAGGUUCUUACUUUCAGCGGAAGAUUGAACUUCUUAUUUUUUACAUUUGUUACUUAUGUAACAUCAGUAUUUUUUCCACUAUUUUGAUAAAACCAUAACAUAAUGUCUGAUUUAUACGUGUAAAAGCCAAUAACAGAAUAAAAAAUAUUUAUUUAAAA